AUGGUGCAGUCAGCUAUAACGUCGUCACCGAUGCGAGGUACACCCUCGAUAAGUAGCGGUAGAGGAAAGGAUGGGGAAGGAGUCGAGUUCGGAGGUGAUGCGGUGGUGGAGCAGUUGGGGUCGUUGGACUCGUGUAAAAAGAGUUUAAUUAAUGACGCGUUGAAUGACUUUGAUGAUUCGACAGUAUUUGAUAACGAUCGACAGAGGAGUGUAUCAUCGGGAACGGAUGAAGGGUUCUGCGUUGUGGACGAAAUUCCGGGGAGUGGGAUUACGAAUGUCGGUGGUGAGCCACGGAUACGAUUGCUGAGUGAUGAUGUGAAGUUGAUAGAUAACUGGUUCGAGAUUCCGAAUGAGCACUACAACGACGACAUUUUGAGAUUGCCGAGCGAUUUUGCUACACCUUUAAUUAGAUAUAUCGUGAGGGAUGUGUCGUUGCUGGUGCAUUUGUAUGGAGGGAAUGAUUUUGGUGGGUUUUAUGGUGACAAGAAGAGGGCACCUAAAACCUAUAGUUGUGAGGAGUUUCGAUACGGAUAUGGACCAGGACAGCGACUGGAAGCAGACGCGACGGGCGGAGUGAAUAGGGAUCAUUCGGUGCAUGUGGAGAUUCAGUUAUCAAAGAUGUCAUUUGUUUAUCAAAUGUUCGGUGCGGAUGCAUCGAUAUUAUCGAUGAAUCUGUUGACAGUACAUGAGAUCGAGAUGCGUGAUAAGUUGGCAUUAUCACAGAUCAACAAGAUGUUAUAUCAG
Molecule: messenger RNA, 744 nt
Organism: Anisakis simplex (herring worm)
Lineage: Eukaryota; Metazoa; Nematoda; Chromadorea; Rhabditida; Anisakidae
Source: the annotation of a GenBank genome assembly